UUAAGGAAAUAAUCAAUGUGUAAAUUAGUGUAGAAUUUGUAACCUGGCAACAUAUAUACCAAAUUAUUUGACACGCUGUAAAAUUUUAUGUCUUUCACCUUCUGUCAGAAAAACGAGAACCAAACUAACUAGUAAAGAACUAGUGGUAUUAGUUGAAGUUGGUACUUGAUACUCUUGCUAGUUCAGUUUACCAAUUGCAUUUAUCUGAUACUGAGUGCAUUUUUAAUUCACAUUAAUAAAAUAAGCAUUUGUUUUAAACUAUGUAUCAAUUUAUGUUUAUAAAAAUAGUAACACUGACGGUAAUUACAAUAAACAAAGACAGAACCAAAACAAAUAAACAAAAACUACAGUAAUGUAAACAUUUAAGGACACACAAGAGUACUAGAUAAAUAAUUAUAGACAAAAAUAAGAAAAAGUUAAAUUCAGUAUCAUGGAUGACACUUUUGAGUUCACGUUAAAAAAAGUUUGCUGUACAUGUUUAAGUAUAGAUAGAAAUUUAGUGCAGCUUAGUCGUGUGGACGAUGGUGUAAAUAAAUUAUUUUUCUUACUAUCAUAUGAUUCUGAUGCUUAUGAGGCAAUGUUUCACAAAGAUGCUGUGAACCUGUUCAUCUGUUGGGAGUGUAAAGCUCUCAUGGCCAAGCUGUGUAAGUUCAGAAACCAGGCUUGCUGUGCACAGAAGCGGUUAACUGACAUAACUGAUGGUAAAAUUGAUUUAAAAUCAAAGAACAUAACACUCUCACAACUAACCCACUAUCACCAAACAUUUUUCAACAAUGAAUAUAUCGCAGACGAUGAAACUAUUGAUAAUUUCAUAGAUUGUGGACCGGAUAUAGACUUUAUUAAAACGGAAAGCGACAAUGAUGAUGUACCAUUAUCAAAUUUACAAAUUAAUAACUUAAUUGAUGAUAAAGAAUCUCUUUUGAACGAUACUAAAGAUGUAUCUGAAAAUACUGGCGAUAAAAUGUUUGUUAAAAAAAAAAGGAAAAGUUUUAAAGCGGCAGAGAUUUCAACAGAUAAUAAAAGUGAAUUCUAUUCUAUAAUUCAAAUGUCAGAAGAUGAAAUGAUAGAUUGUAUAGAGAAAAUGAAAUCUAUGGAUAGUUACGUGAAUGCAUCAAGCAAAUGUGAGUCAUGUGUCGAAGGCUUUAAAGACUAUAAUGAGCUGGAGAAACACAAUCUGGAAUUGCAUGUUGAGAAACAGAAACACGUACAAUGCGACAUAUGUUAUAUAUAUGUAAAACAGAAAUCGCUUCCGGAACACAGGGAUGAACACUUCCGGAAAUAUAUUUGCAAUACUUGCGAGCACGUGUCUUAUAAACUUGAAAAUUUGGCGGAACAUUUGAAGGUCGACCAUGUCUUUGAUGUUAAAUGGAGUAAGAUCAGAAAAAAUAUAACAAGAAAGUCCGAAUCGAAAACGAAGCUUAAUAAGACGAAAGAUGUAAAAACGCAAUUUGGUUAUCUCUGCGUGGAGUGUGAUAAAUACUUUGAGAACAAGAAUAAAAGAUACAAGCACAUACAGAAAUUUCACAGAGACGGUUUCGAAUGCACUACGUGCGGGAAGAAGUUCGCGUUCAAAAACACGCUGAACCGACACGAGCAACUCCACCGCGGCCCGCUGCCCCGCGAACAAUGCCCCACGUGCGGCAAGAUGGUGCGCGCAGACUUGCGACAGUCACACGCGCGGACGCACGCGCUGCGGCAGGCGCACGACUGUCGCGCGUGUGACAAGCGCUUCGUGUCGCGCGCUUCGUACGAGAACCACCUGAAGUACUCCCGUCGGCACGCCGUCACCGAUGUCCUCAAAUAUAAGUGUGCUAUGUGCGAGAAAGGAUACAGGUCGCGCGGCGAACUGCGCGAUCACGUCAAUUAUCAACACAUGGGGAAGACACAACACAAAUGUCCGAUAUGUGAUAAGGCGUUAGCUACCCGCCGAUGUAUAACCCGCCACAUCAGACGAGCCCAUCACGGCGUUAAAGAGAACGCGAAGGAUAAGAUAUGCCAAACGUGUGGAAAAGCGUUUCGGGAUAAAAAAUGUCUUAGAGAGCAUGAACUAAUUCAUACAGGCGAGAGGCCUUUGUCUUGUAACAUCUGUGGACGGACCUUCAGACAAAGCGCGUCGCUAUACACGCAUAAGAAGCGUGUUCACAACAUUGUACCAAAACAACGGAUUGUUUUACACACGGACAGCGAGAAUAAUCAAAUAAAUGCUUAAUAUAUA
This is a messenger RNA of Nymphalis io (European peacock), 2215 nucleotides long. Its product is annotated as zinc finger protein 782-like. The record is from RefSeq and is a predicted model, not a curated record. Gene Ontology annotation, cellular component: nucleus. NCBI's taxonomy places the organism in Eukaryota, Metazoa, Arthropoda, Insecta, Lepidoptera, Nymphalidae. The transcript has 10 exons. The coding region runs from base 431 to 2209 and encodes 592 amino acids. Gene Ontology annotation, molecular function: DNA-binding transcription factor activity, RNA polymerase II-specific; RNA polymerase II transcription regulatory region sequence-specific DNA binding. Gene Ontology annotation, biological process: regulation of transcription by RNA polymerase II.